Prunus armeniaca (apricot) is the source of this 615-nucleotide messenger RNA. The record is from the annotation of a GenBank genome assembly. NCBI's taxonomy places the organism in Eukaryota, Viridiplantae, Streptophyta, Magnoliopsida, Rosales, Rosaceae.
AUGAGAAGUGCCAUGGAAUCAAGUUCCAUUAGUACUAUGAUGUUCAUGCUUCUACUAGUUCUAAUUGUAGUGCAAGCCAGAAAUCUACCAAGCACAACUCCUCCUUCAGCCCCUUCCAAUAUUCCAUUUGAUCAUUUGACUCUUCCCAUCAAGAUUGGAUGGGAUCUAACUCCAAAUUACACUCUCUCUCCUCCAAAUACAAUUGAUGAACCAUCAUCACCUGAAGCGCCGCCGCCAAGCGAUACGGUGGGUGGUGUUGUUAAUAAAAUUACUCUAUGUCCUGCAUGGUGUGAUUUUGAUUGCCACCGCGUAAGUGGGGCUAACUAUCACCCUAACCGUGGUGUUGGCGGGGGUCAUGGCCGGGGGCAUGAAGGGCAUGAAGGUAAAUACCGUGGUGGUCGUAGCCGUCUCCGUCCCAGUUAUACAGUGUGUUACACUCAAUGCGUGCAGCAAAGUUGCAACAUGGUGGGAGGAAUACCAACCAACCUCUAUGAUUGCGCUCUCGGAUGUACAGAAGCAGCUGAUUCCAUUACUGCCACAAACAACUUCCCCAAAAAUCAAGUCCUCAACUACGUUGGAUGCUACAACAAGUGCCUUCACAACAAUUCUAAUUAG